This is a messenger RNA of Closterium sp. NIES-65, 675 nucleotides long. The record is from the annotation of a GenBank genome assembly. NCBI's taxonomy places the organism in Eukaryota, Viridiplantae, Streptophyta, Zygnematophyceae, Desmidiales, Closteriaceae.
AUGACGCCGCGAAAAGACCUGCUGGACCAUGUACGAGCUGCACCGAUCAACAAGGUGUGCUCCGCCUCUGGACACGCGCUGAAGGUGGCUGGUGCGGGACGAGCUGCAUUUAAGGGAGCGGAUGGCAAGCCGGUGGUGCUGCACGACGUUCUCCUUGUUCCAGAACUCAAGGCCAACCUCAUCUCCCUCCGUAAGCUUGGCAAGUCUGGGGUGAGCACUAGCACGGAUGGGGCACGCACUUACAAGGGGCAGCUGGGCAAUCGGGUGCUUUGGGAUCUGCACGAGAGUACGGACGUGUACAGAUCCAUGUGGCAGCUGCCGGCGGUGGCGUGGCAUGGUGGGAGGCAGGCUGGAGAGGGGUCUGCAUCCCAGGGGGAGUGCAACGCCGUUGGAGGGGUUGGUGUGAAAGUGUCGGCCAGAUCUGGGGAGACGGAUUGGGCAACGGCACACCGUCGCUUGGGGCAUGUGGCAAUGCCCUUGUUGAAGCAGUUGGAGAAAGAUGGAGCCGACCAAGAAGCCGUUGGAGCUGGUCCACAUGGACUUGGUGGGGCCGCUGCCGGUUCAGGGACACAAGGGGGAGCGGUACUUUCUGACCAUAGUGGAUCAUUGGAGCAGGCUUAUGUGGGCAUAUCCGCUGAAGCAAAAGGACCACGCCGCCUCUACGAUACGGGAUGA